Messenger RNA from Microdochium trichocladiopsis, 570 nucleotides. RefSeq lists its product as uncharacterized. Lineage: Eukaryota; Fungi; Ascomycota; Sordariomycetes; Xylariales; Microdochiaceae. The coding region runs from base 1 to 570 and encodes 189 amino acids. The record is from RefSeq and is a predicted model, not a curated record. The transcript is spliced from 4 exons.
AUGACCAAAACGAUCUGCGGAAAUUUGCUGCACAGGCUGGGCCCCGGACUGGCAUCGGACAGUCAACCCCCACCUUUGCUCGUGGGCCCUUGUGUUGAUCAAAACUUAUCCGCCGUGCCGGGACGCAGAAUGUUUGGGCAAUCGUGCAGGGGGGCUUUCCCUCCCGCACGGCUACCACCCACACGAUGUGAUGCCAAGGUGCUCACGGCAUUUGCCGCCACCAUCACCAGAAACUGGAACGAAUGGUCCUGGCCGUUGGCGGCCGUGCACCAAAACCGUGCCGUGUCGCCCUUGAGCGGCGUGUUUGGCCACGGCGUUGGCGUGCCGUCCCCCACCCCCUGGGUCACUAGAAGAAAGCUGCAGGACAGCUCGAGGGGUGUGGUGGAAGCAGCUGCGCAAGGGCUCACCCAAGGUCCUGAUUUGACGUGCAUUGGUGAGGUUCCAAAUCCUCCAAGCCAUUUGAGACGAGGACUAGGACAAGAUCGGAACAUCAGCGCCCAACUUCGCGAAACAAGAGGAGUUACCGUCCACGGAAGUUAUGAGAUUGCUUGGCUCAGGCUGCUAUUUUGA